Molecule: messenger RNA, 1635 nt
Organism: Debaryomyces fabryi
Lineage: Eukaryota; Fungi; Ascomycota; Pichiomycetes; Serinales; Debaryomycetaceae
Product: GATA-type transcription factor
Exons: 1
Coding region: 1-1635 (544 amino acids)
Biological process (GO): positive regulation of transcription by RNA polymerase II; negative regulation of transcription by RNA polymerase II
Molecular function (GO): DNA-binding transcription factor activity, RNA polymerase II-specific; zinc ion binding; RNA polymerase II cis-regulatory region sequence-specific DNA binding
Source: RefSeq, a predicted model, not a curated record
AUGAGCGAGAUACAACAGCAACUCCCGGUACCAACACCACUUGAGGCUAAUCCGGUACAUCCUAAUGCUAAAACUACCACACAUGUGAAUAAUGGCACCACGACUACGAAAACAAACAUAACGAGUCCUGUGUGUCGGAACUGUAAAACACAAACCACACCGCUUUGGAGAAGAGACGAAACAGGUCAAGUAUUGUGCAAUGCGUGUGGGUUGUUUUUGAAGUUGCACGGACGUCCUAGACCGAUCUCAUUAAAAACGGAUACUAUCAAGUCCAGAAAUAGAAUCAAGCAGGCUAAUCCAUCUAAAACAUCGAGUCCUAACACCCCAGAAUUAAAAUCCAAAGAUUCGAGAAGCGUACCUGUAAGUAGUGGAAAGAAAUCACCAAAGUUGAAGAAAAAGUCAACUAAUGGUGAAAUCAAGACCGACACAGCUAAUUCCACGCCCUUAUUACCUCCAACUUCAUCAACUAUGAGGUUGCAGAAUUCUAGUCUGAUUUUUCCACCUCCAAUUAACUCGUUGCAUCAUUUGCCUAGCCACCUAACACAUCAAACACAACCACUACACUAUCCUUCUUCGACACCAACGCACUUUGCGCCAGGUUUACAGAGAAUCACUUCUCCUCUAUUGUUAUCAACUACGUCGUCGCUUUCAAAUGCCAGGUCUUCUUCCAACUCGUCCUCCAAUUUGAACACAAUGGCUCCCGUGAAUAGAGAAAAUAACAAGGUUAAUCUUAGUGUUGCACAGGCUGCAGGUGCAUUAGAAAACAUGUCGAAUGAAUUAGGCCCGAGUGCAACUUUCAAGUAUUCAUCGUCUAGCAAAUCUCAAGGUACAUCGUUAAUGAACAGUGAGGCUUCUUCGACAGAUGACAGCAUUAAGAAGGAAUCUAAAAAUUAUUCUACACCAUCAUCGGCUUUAAAUGUUACGUCAAGCACAAUGCCACCUAAAUUACCUGCAUUGGGCUCAAACUCUAAUGGUUCAAGCAAAAAUAUUUCGUCUCCUUCUUUUGGACCACAAUUCCAUUUGCAACAAUCUCAAUCACAACCUCAAUCGCUGUCUCAAUCACAAUCACAAUCUCCUUCCCAAUCACAAUUGUCUCAGCAACCUACCCCUUCAUCUUCAACCUCACAGCAACAAUCGCCAGUGAUAGCGGCAACUUCUUUACCUCCAAUACAGCAACUCUCGUCCCAUAUCAAUAAGACCUCGUUGCCUAACUUCCAAAAUAGUUUUAGUGGUUUCAAUAAUCAACAUACCCCUGAUCAGAACCAAAACUAUCAACCACCUCCUGGAGGAAACUCCAGUAAUCACAACAGCGGUAAUAAUAAUAACAACAACAAUAACAAUAACAACAAUAAUGGUAAUAAUAAUGGUAAUAAUGCUGAGAACUCAAAUUCAAAUUCAAGUGAAAUAACUCUUUUGAAGACAAGAAUUUCUGAGUUAGAGUUAGUAAAUGAUUUGUACAGAACUAGAAUAAUGGAAUUGGAAGCAAUGGAACAAGCUGCAAGAUUGAGAGAAGUUUCGAUGAGAAAAAGGUUGGAUGAUUAUUAUAAUUUAAAGGAUUAUUCAAUCCCUCCUUUUAAAAGAGAAAGUGAAGAAGAACAAUCCAACAGUAAUAAAAAGACAAAAGUUGAUAAUUAA